UUGAGUUCGAGCUGCCAUACGUAACGGUUGUUUUCAAAUUGAAGUGAAAUAUUCCAAUAAGUGAAAAAUAAUGUGAAAAAAAAAUACAAAAACAAAUGUAAGAAAAAUACCAACAAAAAAAUAAAUAUUGGAAUCGUACGAAAUAGUCUUGAGCAGACAAAAACAAUACCAGAUAAUACCAAUAAAAAUAAUAUAUAGACAGACACACAUAAAUUUACUGGUUUUUAUUUGUUUGCUUGUAUGAGCAUGUAUUACAUUUAAAUAAAACGAAAACUAGAAUAACAGAAGCGCGCGAAUUUUUUUGAAAACAUAAAAUAUUGCAAAAAAAAGAAAAAGAUUUAUUAACGAGAGAACGACGACGUAAAAUAACAACAAGAUAUUGUAACGGUAAAAUAUAAAAUAGUAAAUCAAUUUAUAUUUUAGUUUGAGCCAGUGCAAUAGUUAGUUGGUGGCUGUGUGUGAGUUUGUGCAUGUUUUUGACUUGUUUGAUUAAACUAACGUAACGUAAUAAAACGGAAAACGGAAGUGCUUUGUACAAUAUUUGCAAUAAACGUUAUAUGUGUGCAGUAGAGAAUUGGUGAAAGUGUGAGUGAGUGCAAUAUUUUAUGGACUUUUCAAGCAGCAAUUUAAAUUCCUUUACAAAAUAAUAACGCAUUUUAUUUCGUUUAAAUAAUACCUAUUUGAACAUUCAGUAAAGACAAGAAUAAAGUUCAGCUUUUUAAGAUCCAAUUUAAACUGAUUUUACUGAUAUAUGUGGCAUGUUAAUAACUAAAAAAUACAACUGAAUGCUAAAUUUGCUGAGUGCAAAAAACCCCCACUUGUGCUAGAUGUUCAUAAUUUUUUUUCCACAUUUUACACACAUAUCAAGCUUUAAUUAUAAAUAAAUAUUUUUAUUAAAUCAUUUAUUAAUAAAAAAGCGCUCAAUAAAAUAUUAAUUAAUUAAAACACUAAACAAAAUGCAAUGAAAACUAUGUGUAUGUAUAAAAUAUUUUUAAAAAAAUUAUAAAAAAAACAAAGUUAUUAAAAACAUAUUGAACGGAAAUAGAAAACGAAAACUAUAGACAAGCGUUGCAACAAGCAGCAUUAUGGAGAAAUUAAAAUUUCAAAAAUACAGUUUAAGAAGAAAACAACGAAGACGCCACACCAGCCUACGAAAUUAUGCAGCAUUUAUAAUUACAACCAUAUUUGUUGUAGUUACAGCCUCAUGUGUGAAAAGUGCUCACUUAAAUGUCAACACUAACUCAGCGCCAGCCAUAACAGCCUCAGCAUCAGAACUUGCAAUCUUACCAGCAGUUUCAUCCUCAUUGCCAGCAGAUUCGUUGUCCUUGCAAUCUGUACAAAAACUACAGCAUUUAACUGAAGAUGAAGAAGAUAUCAGAGCAGAGGCUGCAGAAGAAGCAGUGGAAAUAGAAUUACAAGAAUCGUCACUAUACAAUUUACCAGUGGUGAGGGAGUUGAAGGCUGCAACAACACUCUCAACCACCACCACCUCCAGCACCACCACAACAAUGAAUGCCUUAAAUACUGCCAUAGACACAGAUGAAAAUAUCCGCACAAACAGCCACACAAAUGCCCAAGAUAUCAACAGCAUAAAUACACAGCAACGAAGAAGAAAUAUUCCUACGCAUUCUGACAAAAAUUUCUCAUUACAAGAAAAUAUUUUACAACAGCAGCAGGAGCAGCAUACUAGACACCCACAGUAUCAACACCAGCAUUUUGAUCAUCAUCAGAAUCCACAGCAUCAUCAACAUCGAAGCCAUUAUGGCAACCAACAUAAACAACAGCAGCAACAACAACAUUUAACACCAACAUCUCAACACCAUCAUCAACACUCACACAACAACCAACAACAACAGCAACAACAUGAACCCCUGCAAAACAAUUACGAUGAUUCUGCUGCUGCUGGUGAUCAACUCGACCGAAAUUUUCACCACUCAGCCAUUAUAAGUGCGGACGAAUAUUACUCUCAAAUACCCUGGCACAAACAUCACAGCAAAUAUUCAAUUGAGGAUUUGUUGAGCAGUAAAUUCGAAAAGAAAAUUUCCAAUGACAUCGAUAUGGAUCCAUGUAAAGCGGGUGGUUUUAUGGGUGAUAUAGCUUUGCCUGAUGUGGAGUAUGAUGAUGAGGGUUAUCCCCUAGUGGCCAGUACUCAAGCCUGGGAGGAGCCCCAAGCUGAUGCUCCCAUGAAAGAGCCAGCCUCUAAAUACAAUGAGACCUUUCAAAAGGAACUGGAAAUUCUAAAGCAAGAAGUCUAUCAUGAAGGUUUACAGGUAGAGGAAGAAGGUCUUACCGAUAUCAUAAGAAGAAAAACUAAAUUGCCCAGUAAUAAGCCUGAACUAGAUAAUGAUCUUAUGCAGUCUGCCAAUGAAUUAAUAAAACCCUCCAGCAAUUAUGCCUCCAUCAAUUUGAAAAAUGAAGUUAUUUCCUCGGAAGAACAAACUUUGCCUGCACGCAAAUAUCCCAUAAUGUUAGAGACAAAAAAGCAUCUACAAAUUGAACAUACAAGCCCAGAUAAGGGGCCUUUGGAUAAAACAUUUAAUACCUCAGGUGAAAAAUACGACUUUAGCUUGUUGGCCAAGGAAAAAUCUCAAACUGAGGAGGAAAAAUACAAUAAAUCAUCGAUUGGUUUGGGUAAUCGUAAUGUGGAUCAACGUAAAAUCCAGUCGAAUACAAAAGAUAUUGAAUUGGAUACGGGUAAUAAUUUUGUAUCGGAACGUAAAGUGGUUAUAAUGCCCACAGCAUUGCCCUCACAACGAUCAACUCUACCCAAUGUGUAUAGUAAUGCUGGUGGUAAUGGCAUGAAAUUGGAUGAAAUUCAGGAGAUAAAGGGCAGCAGUACGAUUGUUAAGAGAAGACAUCGCAGGGGCAGGAAACAUAGACGCAGUUAUGGUCAUCACCAUCGCUCCGAGUACAAUGCAAAAUUACAACAAUUAAGAGAUGAACUCAAUCGACCAGUGGGCAAAUCUAGACAAACAAAAAAGUUACAGCAGCAAAAUCAUCACAUCGAAACUAAUGUAUUUUACAAUGAAAAAUUUAACAAUUUCAGCGAAGUAGAAAAUGAUACAUCCAACAAUGAAAUGAGAUAUUCCAAAAUGCCGGAAAACUUUAAUGAUGAAGACUAUGAUAGGCCAGUGGACAUAGUGCCUGCCUAUGAAGCCGAACAGGAAGAGGAUGAAUUUAGUUUUGUACGCGAACACAGACGCCUGCCAAGAGCUGUAACGGCGAAAAAAGAACGUGUCUGGGAUUAUGGUGUUAUACCCUAUGAAAUCGAUGGUAAUUUUAGUGGUCUGCAUAAGGCUCUGUUUAAACAAGCCAUGCGACAUUGGGAGAACUCGACUUGUAUUAAGUUUGUGGAACGAGAGCCAGAAAAUCAUCCCAAUUACAUUGUUUUCACUAUACGUGGCUGUGGUUGCUGUUCGUUUGUUGGCAAGCGUGGCAAUGGUCCACAGGCCAUUUCGAUUGGCCGCAAUUGUGAUAAGUUUGGCAUUGUUGUUCAUGAAUUGGGCCAUGUUGUUGGCUUUUGGCACGAACACACCCGUCCAGAUCGCGGCAACCAUGUUAUCAUUGAACACAACAACAUCAUGAAGGGACAGGAUUACAACUUUAAUAAAUUAACACCAGACGAAGUCGAUUCACUGGGCAUGGCUUAUGAUUAUGAUUCGAUUAUGCACUAUGCACGCAACACCUUCUCCAAGGGCACCUACCUAGACACCAUACUGCCCAUCGAAGUGAAGGGCAAGAAGAGGCCAGAAAUUGGACAACGUUUGCGUUUGAGUGCGGGCGAUAUUUCCCAGGCUAAUUUAUUGUAUAGAUGUCCUAAAUGUGGUCGCACAUUCCAAGAGAAUGCAGGCAUAUUUGCCAGUCCUUCGUACUAUACAGCCGGAGCUCUAACCAAUGAAACCGAACAUUGUGAGUGGCGUAUAACGGCCACACAUGGCGAAAGAGUGGUUUUGAAAUUGGAAAAUUUGAAUAUUUUCAAAUCGCUAAACUGCCAAUCAGAUUAUUUGGAAAUUCGUGAUGGCUAUUGGCACAAAUCUCCAUUGAUUGCUCGUUUUUGUGGCAAAGUUAGUACUGAAAUUCUAACAACCGUUUCCAGCCGCAUGCUGUUGACUUAUGUAAAUACUCAUCGUACCGAGGGUCAUCGUGGUUUUAAAGCUGAAUUUGAGGUCGUUUGCGGUGGAGAACUUUCUAUAGAUGAUUCCGAGGGACGUUUAGAGUCACCCAACUACCCUUUAGACUAUCUACCCAAUAAGGAGUGCGUAUGGAAAAUAACCGUGCCCAAAGGUUACCAAGUUGCCUUGAAGUUCCAAUCCUUCGAAGUGGAAAAUCAUGAUAGUUGUGUAUAUGAUUUUGUGGAAGUCAGAGAUGGACCCAGUCAAGAAUCACCGCUAAUAGGAGUAUUUUGUGGUUACAAGCCACCACCCAAUAUGAAAUCUACAGGUGACACCAUGUUUGUUAAAUUUGUCUCCGAUACCUCAGUGCAAAAGCCCGGCUUCUCGGCCACUUUCAUGAAGGAAGUCGAUGAGUGCGAAACCCAAAAUCAUGGCUGUGAACACGAGUGCAUUAACACUUUGGGUGGCUAUGAAUGCAGCUGUCAUAUUGGCUAUGAAUUGCACAGCGAUAAGAAACACUGUGAAGAUGCCUGUGGUGGUGUUAUAGAAUAUCCAAAUGGCACCAUUACCUCACCCUCUUUCCCCGAUACCUAUCCUGUAUUAAAAGACUGUAUAUGGGAAAUAAUAGCUCAACCUAAACACAAAAUCUCUUUGAAUUUUACCCAUUUCGAUUUAGAGGGUGCUACCCAUCACCAGUCGGAAUGUGGUUAUGACAAGGUGACCAUUUAUUCGAAAAUGAGUGAGAAUCGUUUGAAAAAGAUAGGCACUUAUUGUGGCAGUUCCAUACCACCCACGGCCACCUCGGAGGGUAAUGCUUUGAGGGUGGAAUUCCAUUCGGAUAAAUCGAUACAACGGUCUGGUUUUGCUGCGGUUUUCUUUACCGAUAUUGACGAGUGUUCUAUUAAUAAUGGUGGCUGUCAGCAUGAGUGCCGUAAUACGAUUGGCUCGUAUAUUUGUUCCUGUCACAAUGGUUAUUCGUUGCAUGAAAAUGGCCAUGACUGCAAGGAGGGAGAGUGUAAACAUGAGAUUUCAGCACCCUUUGGUACUAUUUACAGUCCCAAUUAUCCAGAUUUGUAUCCACCCAAUGCGGAUUGUGUUUGGCAUUUCUCAACUACUCCGGGACAUCGUAUUAAAUUGAUAUUCAAUGAGUUUAAGGUGGAAUCGCAUCAGGAAUGUUCCUACGACAAUGUUGCCAUAUAUGAUGGUGAUUCCGAAAGUAGUUCCAUUUUAGGACGUUUUUGUGGCGAAAAGAUUCCAUAUCCUAUAUCUUCAUCGACAAAUCAACUAUAUAUGGUUCUCAAGACAGACAAGAAUAAACAGCAUAGUGGUUUUACAGCCGUACAUUCGACAUCUUGCGGUGGUUACUUACGUGCCACAAAUCAAGUGCAGCAAUUCUACUCACACUCUCGGUUCGGCAAUCACAACUAUGAUACCAAUAUGGAUUGUGAAUGGACAAUACAGGCGCCACCUAGUAGCAAUGUACAAUUGAUAUUCCUGACAUUCGACUUGGAGAACAGUGAAAAUUGUACGUACGAUUAUGUGCAAGUGUUUUCGGGCAUGGAGGAUACAAGUGGACCCAUGUAUGGACAAUAUUGUGGCAACAUAAUACCUCAGGACAUUAUCUCUCUAACUGAUUCCCUGCUGGUGCGUUUCAAAACCGAUAGCACUAUAAUAAUGAAGGGCUUUUCGGCCUCUUAUGUGGCCGUUGAUCCCUUUGAAAAUAGUGAUGAAGAUCCCACAUCUUAUAGUUCGGAGAUGGUGACACCAUUUCCAGGUUCCUUAAAAUCUAUAUACAAAGAAGAGGAAUCCCAGGAGACCGAUGAUUACAAUGAUUUCAAUGAAAAUCAAUUAGUUAUUAAUAGUCCAUAUUAUACUCGCAAUCGAUAUCAAAAUAGAUAUUAAACCAAAAUUUUUCUUUAAACGUACACUUAGAGAAAAAUCAAAUGAACACGUAAACCAAAUAACAAUUUGACAAUAUAAUUGACUUUUUUUUAAAAAGAAAUAUUACUUUUUUGUUUAAAAUUUAUAUUAAAAAAAUAAGAAAGAAACAAAAUCAUACGUAUAAAAUUAUAUCAUUAUUAAACACUUAAGCAUAUCAGAACAAAAAAAAACUUUCACAAAGACUAACUGGCAAACAGCUAAUACAAGGCAGCAGUUUUGGAACUUCUCUAUUGUCUAUGAUAUGAAUGAAGAAUUUAAAAUGUAAUGAAAAUGUGUUGCUAAAACGAGUAUAUAUUUAUGAAUAUAUAUGUAUCAAAUUAAUACGAUUUACUUAAUGACAAGAAAAAAAAACAAAACAACAACUUUUUAUUUUUAAUUUAGUUUUACUAUAUUACAAUUAGAUGAGUUUUAUUUUAAGUUUUAGAUGGUAAUUUUUAAAUCUAUAUUAUAAUUAACUAAAUAAAUAAAUAAUUAAUUGUAAAGUAGUUAUAGACUGAGAAAAGAUAACACACACGAACAAAAUACACAAUUUUUUUAUUAAAGAACAAA
Messenger RNA from Calliphora vicina (urban bluebottle blowfly), 6602 nucleotides. RefSeq names its product tolkin (gene tok). The record is from RefSeq and is a predicted model, not a curated record. Gene Ontology annotation, biological process: proteolysis. Bases 1086 to 6014 code for a protein of 1642 amino acids. Lineage: Eukaryota; Metazoa; Arthropoda; Insecta; Diptera; Calliphoridae. The transcript has 13 exons. Gene Ontology annotation, molecular function: calcium ion binding; metalloendopeptidase activity; zinc ion binding.